Messenger RNA from Exophiala xenobiotica, 2745 nucleotides. RefSeq lists its product as uncharacterized. The coding region runs from base 233 to 2179 and encodes 648 amino acids. The transcript has 2 exons. NCBI's taxonomy places the organism in Eukaryota, Fungi, Ascomycota, Eurotiomycetes, Chaetothyriales, Herpotrichiellaceae. The record is from RefSeq and is a predicted model, not a curated record.
CUAAGAUCUUGUCGUCCGAAGGAGAUAUCAAGGUCUUUCAUGUCGAAAGUGUAGUUGCCGAGAUGGCGUUCGGAUAGCCCCCAGUCAACCAGGGUGUGCGACCUUCAAGCUGCCUGCCAUUCUCACCGUCUCGCUAUUCGCAUUGUAUCCGAUACCUCCCACGACAUCCGGGGAUAAUGAUUACAGGUUUGAUGGUCAGCGCUCACACGACACCUUUAGAUGACUACAAGGCAUGGAUCUACUGAGAGAUGCCCUCCGGCGGGAUUGCCGGUGCUGCACUGACGUCCCUCGGCUGAAUCAUUGGCCCUAUGCGACUUUACUUGAUUUUGAAAAGGCCGCCAAGAAAGGUUGCCCGAGGUGCUCAAUAAUCUUGAAAGGUAUCUUGAAGUUCUCGGAGCAGUGGAAGGGCGUUCCGGCCUUGGAAGUCAGGGUCAGCAUACCUGGGGAGUUCGAGGGUGGAAACCUGCGCGAAAUCUGGAUCAGGUGGCCAGACAACGCCGACCCUGAGGCAUGGAACCCGAAGGAGCGAUGGAGGAAGGUCGAACUUCAGAUGUAUUUCCCCGAAGGCAGCGAACCUCUCUUCCCAAAAAUGCUCUCUCGACGGAGUGUACCGGUGGAGUCUGACUCCGCUGUUUCCUUUGACGCCAUCAAAGCCUGGAUAUCAGAAUGUUCAGAGAAACAUAGGAUGUGCAACCUGGGUGACGGGGAAGAGUUUCUGCCCACCCGGCUUAUCGAUGCCAGGCCGGAUAAUGGUCAUCACGGUGUCCGGCUUGUGCACAGCUCUGAAAUCCUGGAUAUCACAACUAAGUACGCUGCGUUAAGCCACUCAUGGGGCGAAAAGGAGCAACGUAUCAAGCCGAUACCGAAAACUAAAAAAGACUCGAUCAACGGUCGGCUGAAGCACAUCUCCUUCGAGGAAUUGACGAAGACAUUUCAGGAUGCCGUCAUCGUCGUGCGUCGGCUGGGCUUGAGAUAUAUCUGGAUUGACGCUCUAUGCAUUGUUCAGGACGACGUCGAAGACUUCGCGGAACAAGCAGGUCAGAUGGCAAAGAUAUACGGACGAGCACAUCUUGUCAUGUCCGCUCUCCGUGCUGCCACAGGAGAUGUUGGAAUAUUCCAUCAUCGAUACAAGGCACAGCAGAUAUCGCACAAGGUCAGAAGAGGCCACGAAAUGGUGGCAUUUGUCAGGCCUAUCCUCAACCACGAUGAUUUCAUCACGGGCGAACCUCGAGAUUUCAAGACCUCGCCUCUAUUUGCGCGAGCAUGGUGCUUCCAAGAGCGCCUGCUGGCGAGUCGGGUCGUCCACUUUGCGGAGAGCGAAAUUGUAUGGGAGUGCAAUCAACAGCUCAGCUGCGAAUGCCGUGGGAUUAUGACAGAUUCCCUGGUCGAAACAAACGGAAAUUUCAAACAACGGCAAGCUCUUGCAUUGCGAAACAUGAAAGUAGAAUCGCGGCUGAAGACAUGGUACGACGUGGUUCGAGCCUACACGGCACGGUCGCUCAGUUUCGAAAGCGAUCGCCUACCAGCCCUUUCGGGCUUUGCGCAGCUGGUGUCCACUUCGGAAAUGGGCAGGUACUGCGCCGGAUUUUGGGAAAGUCAAAUGCCCGCGGCGCUUUUGUGGCGGCCGCUACGGGAGUUGCCUGAAGCUUCAGAAAGACAUACCGUACGUCCGGGCGAUUAUCGAGCGCCGAGCUGGGCAUGGCCAGCAGUGAGAGCCGUCAUCGAAGGAUACAUGAAGUAUGUCAAGGACUCAGAGGUGGUUGCGAGAGUUGUUGAGCUUGUUUGUGAACCUGCGACCAGUGACAGGUUCGGACAGGUAGGCUACGGGCAUAUCGUGCUUGAGGCGCCAGUCGUGGACGUCAGCCUUCAGCCAGGACAAGAGAACGAUGAAGGGCAACAUUCGUAUAACCUUGAGAAGAAUGGAGAGAGGUUUACGUUCCAGGCUGAUGUCAGCCUGGGAAAAGGUGGCCCGGAUUAUGUGCCUUUCGGGAAUGUGCUGCUUUGUGUCAUCAUCGAGCGCUUUUUGAACCAAGUCAAUUCGAAUCGAGCUGCGUGUGUGGUACUGCGGCAUCAUCGUGGGAAAGAGCUCGAAAGUGCGGACUGGGAAAGGGUAGGGUUGUUCAACUGUCCACAACAUUGGAUCGUUAAUGCCCGGUGCAGACAAGUUAAGAUCCUCUAAAUGUGGAAAUCGACCAAGAAGCGACGGAGUCCACUCAAAAAUCCGAGGCUCAGCUCGUGAAUUCUACAGCUUUCGGAGGAGAAGUCUUCAUCUUGGCCCCUCAGGCAUUGUAGUCGUGAGAGGAGGUACGUCAGAGCUGGCCCUGGGUGGUGCCGCAUCCACUGUUUAUUGCAUAUCGAGUGCUUGACUGGAGGGCGUCUCACUAACCAGCAUUGUCCUGGUAUCGAGGUCGAUGAACCGAGCGCGACAUCGAACGACUCUGGCCUGAGAUGCUCAAGAGUCUGGUUGAUUUCGACCCACAUUGGAAACAACACCAGACCAGGUUUCUGCCCCAUCACUCCAUGACCCCAGCAAAAGCCCCCACAUUCACACCCGUUUCGUAUGUGGGUUCAAAUGCCACUGAGUCUCCGGACAAAAAUGAAUCAAACAAUUUGUGCCGGCAAAAGUCAAGCCAGCCAUGGGCGAUGUGUGGGACUGCUCAUGGUGCGGAGGAUGCAUCUAUUUGCCAAGGGGCCCAGCAAUUGCUCGAACAGCCAUCCACGACGACAUGUACCUAGGUGGGCACA